CCAAACAACAGCGUUAACAGCCCGCUUUACAGAAAAUAAAGGAACAGUUUUAAAAAGAAAAACAACGAAGACACAACGCCUCCAACAGCCAUGUCUGUGAAUUAUGCUGCUGGGCUCUCGCCGUACGCAGACAAAGGAGUUUGCGGACUUCCAGAGGUGUUUGAUAGUCCUGAGGAGCUAAAGGUGAAGGUGGAGACCCUCGCCCAGUUGAUUAAAGAGUCUCAGUACUUGGUUGUCCACUCUGGAGCAGGAAUCAGCACUUCAGCAGGAAUCCCCGACUUCAGGGGUCCAAAGGGGGUGUGGACGUUAGAAGAGAAGGGCGAGUCACCUCACUUCAACACCACAUUUGAAGAUGCCCGGCCCAGCUUGACUCAUAUGGCCCUCCUGGGACUACAGAGGGCAGGAUACCUCAAGUAUCUCAUCAGCCAGAACGUGGACGGCCUGCAUGUCCGAUCAGGCUUCCCCAGGGAUAUGCUAUCAGAGCUUCAUGGUAACAUGUUUGUGGAGGAGUGUGAGAAGUGUGGCAGGCAGUAUGUCAGAGAAAAGGUGAUCGGUGUAAUGGGGCUGAAACCAACAGGACGUUACUGUGAUGUGGUUCGCUCCAGAGGACUCAGAGCCUGCAGAGGAAAGCUUAUCAGCACCAUACUUGACUGGGAGGAUGCUCUUCCUGACAGAGACCUGAACAAAGCAGACGAUUGCAGCAGACGAGCGGACCUGGCUCUGACGCUCGGCACGUCCAUGCAGAUCAAACCAAGUGGAGACCUCCCACUCCUCACCAAGCGCAAAGGAGGGAAAAUUGUCAUCGUCAAUCUGCAGGCUACAAAGCAUGACAAGCACGCACACCUGCGUAUCCAUGGUUACGUGGACGAGGUCAUGAAACAGCUGAUGGAGAUGCUGGGAUUGGAGAUCCCAAAGUGGGAUGGGCCGACUGUGUGCGAGAGCUCAACAGCCAACUCUGAGUCCACCACCGAUGUCAAACCACCACAUGUUACUGCAAAGGGGAAGGUGAAAAAGGAACCCGUUAAGGAGGAGAGGAAAAGAGAAGCAACACAGCUAACGGACGAUGGGAGCGUUAAGGAGGAGACAGUUUCAGUAAAGAGAGAGAGAGCAGACUCCCCAGUGGCGAUAAAUGAAGAGAAGUAGCCUCAGGUAUAUUUUUUUUUCUUGCAACAACUUCACAACACCAAACCGUCCAGAAACAAACGUUACAACUGAGGCUACUCAGUUUCAUCAGUUUCACAGAGGAUGGAGGUUCUUCUCAUCUUAAACCCUCUGGGGCGAAGACUUUUAUAGUACUGUAGUGGUUUUGUCAGUCCCAGAUUUCUUAAACUUAUAGCCACGGUAAACAACAAUGUGAAACUGACUUCUCAGCUAAAGGAUCGCAAAUUGACCUCCUCACGUUAGGUGGAUGUUGUUACAUUUACCAACACACAGCAUGUAAAUGUUCCUCCUGCUAUGGUAAGAACAUGCAUUAUCCAAGUUUACUUUACUUGAGGACAACACAAUGAGAUCUGGAACAGACAGUUAAAAAUAAAGUGUUUAAUAAGGUGUGUAAGGUGGCUGCACCUUAUUAAAAGUGUUAUUUAUAACCAUGUGCUCCAGAUCUUAUCCCUACAGACCUCGCCUUUAAAGACACCUUUGUUCGAUACUUGACCAGAGGGGAUAUCAAGUGAGCAUCAUCCGAGUCUCCUUUACUAAUGCAGCUAAAUGCAGCUGGGGAAGUUUUAAACCAGGUUUUUAUUUUUAAAGUUCUCUCGGGUGUCUUCCAGACAAACGGUUCUCUCGAGUGUAAAUUAUGUUGAAAACAUUUGAAUACAGAACAUUUUUGUUUUUAUUCCCAACCAUUACAGAAUCAGCAAUCAGCAAACUGCUUUUCUCAUUACAAAAGAUUUCUAUUUCCCUAGUGAGAUGUAUAAUUCCAGCCGCUGCUGACUGACUGUAAGUGGAUCAUAAUCACACUGUAUGUUUCCAGGAAAAUGUUUUUAUCUCAGGAAAAAAGCAUUGUACUUCAACGGAGAAAGUCUUUUUGCUGUUUUUUUUAAUACAUGGCAUUAAAAGAAUACGUUCCUGGCAGAA
Molecule: messenger RNA, 2076 nt
Organism: Seriola dumerili (greater amberjack)
Lineage: Eukaryota; Metazoa; Chordata; Actinopteri; Carangiformes; Carangidae
Gene: sirt6
Product: sirtuin 6
Exons: 8
Coding region: 91-1143 (350 amino acids)
Molecular function (GO): NAD+ binding
Source: RefSeq, a predicted model, not a curated record